CCUCCUCAACGCUCUUCUCUUGUCCAACUAUCCACAACUCCAUCCCAUUCUCUCUCUAGAGACCAAGAAAAGAGGAAAAAGAAAAGAAAAAAAAGGAAAAGAAAAGAAAGGGAAGCGAUGGAGAUGGCCAUCGACACGCCAUCGCCGUCGGCGUCCGUCUCGGCGGCGGGGGCGCCGUCGGCCGCGGCGGGCAGGCAGUCGCGCGCGGCGGAGUCGGUGCGGCUGGAGCACCAGCUGGUGCGGGUGCCCCUCGAGGCCCUCAAGUCCACCGUGCGCACCAACCACCGCCUCGCCGAGAAGGAGAUCGCCGCCGUCCUCUCCUCCGCCGCCGUCCCCGCAGGAGGAGGAGGGGACAGCGGAGACGCCGCCGUCGACCACCUCACGUCCCUCGUCUCCCGCCUCCACGGCCUCAAGCGCAAGAUGGAGGAGGGGGCGCGGGCGGAGGAGCUGCAGGUGCAGAGGUGCCGGGCGCGGCUCAACCGGCUGGCGUCGGCGUGCACCGGCGACGACGAGGAGUGGGAGGAAUUGCGGCUGAAGCGGAUCCUGGUUGAUUACAUGCUGCGGAUGUCCUACUAUGACACCGCCUCGAAGCUCGCCGAGACUUCCGGCAUUCAGGACCUUGUUGACAUUGAUGUUUUCUUAGAUGCAAAAAGAGUAAUUGAUUCUCUUCAGAACAAGGAAAUUGCUCCUGCUUUAGCUUGGUGUGCAGAAAACAGGUCUCGGUUAAAGAAAUCGAAGAGUAAGCUCGAGUUUUUUCUGAGGCUUCAAGAGUUUGUGGAACUUGUCAAGGCCAAGAACUUCAUGCAUGCUAUAGCAUAUGCUCGAAAAUACCUUGCUCCCUGGGGGGCUACACACAUGAAAGAAUUGCAGCGUGUUACAGCUACAUUGGUAUUUAGAAGCAGUACGAACUGUGCUCCUUACAAGGUCCUGUUUGAGCAAAAUCAGUGGGACUGCCUUGUCGACCAGUUUAAGCAAGAAUUCUGCAAAUUGUAUGGCAUGACAUUGGAGCCGUUACUGAACAUCUAUAUGCAAGCAGGGCUCACAGCUCUGAAGACUCCAUUCUGCUUGGAUGGUAACUGCCCCAAAGAAGAUCCCUUAUCCCUGCCUGGCUUCCGGAAGCUAGCAGAACCGCUUCCAUUCUCCAAGCAACACCAUUCAAAACUUGUUUGCUACAUCACCAAGGAGCUCAUGGACACCGAGAAUCCACCGCUUGUUUUCCCGAAUGGCUAUGUUUAUAGCACCAAGGCUCUUGAUGAGAUGGCCAAGAAGAAUGGAGGCAAGGUUACAUGCCCUAGGACAGGAGAUGUCUGCAACUUCGCGGAUCUCGUCAAGGCCUACAUCUCAUGAUCACACAAUUCGUGUAGAUCUCAUCUGGGAAGACACUGAUUUGCGUGGGUGAUUUGCACUCUGAAUGCUUGUACAUAGACUGAUCAGCAAUUCAGCACAUUCUCCAUUCUGUUAAAGUUAAAUCUGAGCUAUGAUGCAAAAUGCAAGAACUAUUGAAAUUUGAAACUAUUUAAUUUGAAACUAUUUCAUUACUGGUU
Messenger RNA from Oryza brachyantha (malo sina), 1544 nucleotides. Its product is annotated as protein MAEA homolog. Gene Ontology annotation, biological process: proteasome-mediated ubiquitin-dependent protein catabolic process. Gene Ontology annotation, cellular component: nucleus; cytoplasm; GID complex. NCBI's taxonomy places the organism in Eukaryota, Viridiplantae, Streptophyta, Magnoliopsida, Poales, Poaceae. The coding region runs from base 118 to 1347 and encodes 409 amino acids. The transcript has 7 exons. Gene Ontology annotation, molecular function: ubiquitin protein ligase activity; protein binding. The record is from RefSeq and is a predicted model, not a curated record.